AACCUCCUUUUCCCUUCUUCCUCCCCCCUCCUACAAAUCCUCCGUCUCUCUUCCUUUCUUUCUCUGAGCCAAUGGAACCGUACUCGGAGAAGUGGGGAAUGGCCGCCUUCGCCAGCCCGAGAAUCUCCUUCUCCCACGACCUCUCCACCACCGAAACCCGCCGUCUGGACUGCUCCCUCCCCCUGGACUCCACCCCCGAUGACUUCGACUUCAGCCUCAGCGUCGACAUCCCCGCCGACGACGGCUCCCACGCCGACGAGCUCUUCUCGGACGGCAAACUCCUCCCCCUCCCAAUCAAGAACCCCUCCACCCCAUCCAAUCCGCCCCCGCUCCCCCCACCGCCCACAAUUCCGCAUCCGAAGAAGCACGGCAGCCUCCGCGAGAUGAUGACCAGAGCCGAAGACGACAACAAGGUCAAGAGAUCUCCUUCCUCUUCUUCGCAGAAAUCCUUUUGGCGUUUCCGCAGGAGCAACAGUCUCAAUUGCAGCGGCGGCAGCAGCAGCCGACCGGGACUCCUCUGUCCCUUCGCAUUACUCCGCAGCAAAUCCACCGGCUCGUCGCCAACUCCGAAUCCACCGAGGCCCGACAAACCGUACUACAAGAAAACCAACAACGCCGGUGGCGGCAGCAGCAUCAACUCGUCUCCAUUAUUAUUCCAUAAGUUCUCGACGGAGUCCAACGCGAGAAUUUAUUACUACUCGGGUACGCCACGGUCGUGCAGCAACGGGGUGAGAAUUAGUCCAAUUCUGAACGUGCCAACGGCUAGCAGUGCGUUCUGUUAUCUGUUAUGCAGCUGUGGGGAUAAGAGCAUGAGGAGGGGAUCGACAGUGACUUGUUCUCCGUGAAGAAAGUGGAUUUGUUUGAAACUAAUUAUUAUGAGGCAGGGUGGCAAGGGGGGCUGCUUGUUUGCGAUGAUAGAAUAUACAUUUUUCUUUUUUUUCUUUAGCUUUUGAUCUGCUCUUCUCUGUUGUUUGAAGUGUAGUGUUAGUUGUGGGCUUGUAGGGAGGGAGUGUGAUGGAAGGAAUUGUGGGUAGGGUGGAUCAUGAAGGGUGUUGAGGGACUGGGGGACAGGGAGAACAGGGUCCCCCUGCUUUCAUGCUUGGUUUGUUGCUUGGGAUAUGUCUGUGGACACUAGUGGGAUUUCCCAUCUGUGCUCAUUGAUACCUACUGUUGCUUUCUUUCUUUUUAUAUUGUCCCCUUCUUCUGUGGUUUUUGGGGCUAUGGGACUGCUUUGUUUGUUGUGGUUGGGACUUGGAGGUCCAUGUUAUAAAUUUAUGGUGGUUUGUUUUUAUGGUUUUGGCCUCGGUGAAGGCUAUUGACUUUGAGCUG
This is a messenger RNA of Elaeis guineensis (African oil palm), 1329 nucleotides long. RefSeq lists its product as uncharacterized. The record is from RefSeq and is a predicted model, not a curated record. Lineage: Eukaryota; Viridiplantae; Streptophyta; Magnoliopsida; Arecales; Arecaceae.